AUGCGCAUGACCGCCGUCCUCACUGCCCGGGCUGAUGGUACCAAGCUCUCUAUCAUGUUCAUCGUGAAGGGUCAAUCAGGCGGUUGUAUUGAGUCGUCGGUAAUACCUACAUUUCCUGCCGGGCACUUCUACGCGGUCCAAGACAAAGCAUGGAUGGAUGCCCGCAUGUGGAAACAGUUUCUCCGCUCGGUCCUACACCACGACAUUGAGGAGUGCUCCGUUGUGCUAGUUGACAAGUUUGAAUCACACGUUUCAAUCAAGAUCGUCAAUGAAGAACUGGGAUCGCACCUCUGUGCGCUACCACCAAACACGACGUCGGUCUGUCAGCCGUUGGACGUUGGCGUCAUGGCUCCUUUCAAGCGGCACCUACUGCCCGAUGACGUCAAAGACCAGGAAUAUGCAAAGCAAGUCCUGUAUGUCCAUGUAACGGCGCGCUCCGUCCAGUUGCUUGCCGGUCUGGCGACUGUCGGCACCCUUGCUUCUGCUCCUUUUGCGAAACAACAGGCCGUGUCAUUAGCCACGCGCGUACUGACCAACAACAGCCGAUCUGUGCUGCUGGGACUGGUCGUGGGUCCUGCCACGACUUUUAGGCGUAUGCAGGACCAAACACUUGAGAACUAG
This is a messenger RNA of Aphanomyces astaci, 621 nucleotides long. RefSeq lists its product as hypothetical. Gene Ontology annotation, molecular function: nucleic acid binding. NCBI's taxonomy places the organism in Eukaryota, Oomycota, Saprolegniomycetes, Saprolegniales, Verrucalvaceae. The coding region runs from base 1 to 621 and encodes 206 amino acids. The record is from RefSeq and is a predicted model, not a curated record. The transcript has 2 exons.